This is a messenger RNA of Emys orbicularis (European pond turtle), 1888 nucleotides long. It is a transcript of the gene KLHL15, whose product is annotated as kelch like family member 15. The record is from RefSeq and is a predicted model, not a curated record. The transcript has 3 exons. NCBI's taxonomy places the organism in Eukaryota, Metazoa, Chordata, Testudines, Emydidae. Bases 74 to 1888 code for a protein of 604 amino acids. Gene Ontology annotation, molecular function: protein binding. Gene Ontology annotation, biological process: nuclear protein quality control by the ubiquitin-proteasome system; protein ubiquitination. Gene Ontology annotation, cellular component: nucleus; Cul3-RING ubiquitin ligase complex.
GCGAGGCGCGGGGGGCCUGUCGUUGGGGGAAGAUGGCGCCCGUGGCUGUGCUAGGCAGCGAAGAAGGUGAUUCAUGGCAGGGGACGUGGAAGGGUUUAGCUCCGCCAUCCAUGAUACCAGUGUCUCUGCUGGGUUCAGAGCACUGUAUGAGGAGGGAUUGCUUCUUGACGUCACUCUUGUCAUUGAAGACCACCAGUUUCAGGCCCAUAAAGCCCUGCUUGCCACCCAGAGUGAUUACUUCAGGAUUAUGUUCACAGCCGACAUGAGGGAGCGAGAUCAAGAUAAAAUCCAUUUGAAAGGUCUGACUGCCACAGGCUUCAGCCACGUCCUCCAAUUCAUGUACUACGGAAACAUUGAACUGAGCAUGAACACUGUUCAUGAGAUUCUGCAGGCUGCCAUGUAUGUUCAGCUUAUAGAGGUGGUGAAGUUCUGCUGCUCUUUUCUUUUAGCAAAAAUCUGCUUAGAAAACUGUGCAGAAAUUAUGAGACUAUUAGAUGAUUUUGGUGUAAACAUCGAUGGAGUCAGGGAAAAGUUGGACUCCUUUCUGCUAGAGAAUUUUGUGCCACUCAUGUCCAGACCUGACUUCUUGUCCUAUCUGAGCUUUGAAAAGCUUAUGUCUUAUUUGGAUAAUGAUCAUCUGAGCAGGUUUCCAGAGAUAGAGCUGUACGAGGCUGUUCAGGCUUGGCUGCGGCAUGAUAGAAGACGCUGGAGACAUACCGACACCAUCAUUCAGAACAUCAGGUUUUGUUUGAUGACACCAUCCAGUGUUUUUGAGAAGGUAAAGACAUCAGAGUUUUAUCGAUACUCUCGGCAGCUGCGGCAUGAAGUUGACCAAGCCAUGAAUUACUUUCAUAGUGUUCACCAACAGCCUUUGAUGGAAAUGAAAUCCAACCGUAUUCGUUCUGCCAAACCCCAGACUGCAGUAUUUAGAGGAAUGAUAGGACACAGCAUGGUAAAUAGCAAAAUUCUUCUCUUGCACAAACCAAGGGUCUGGUGGGAGCUAGAGGGCCCUCAAGUACCUUUACGACCAGACUGCCUUGCCAUUGUCAAUAACUUUGUAUUCUUGUUAGGCGGGGAAGAACUGGGCCCAGAUGGUGAGUUUCAUGCUUCCUCCAAAGUAUUUAGAUACGACCCUAGACAAAAUACUUGGUUGCGAAUGGCAGACAUGUCUGUUCCACGCUCAGAGUUUGCUGUUGGUGUUAUUGGGAGAUACAUCUAUGCGGUGGCUGGGAGAACAAGGGAUGAAACAUUUUACUCGACUGAACGAUAUGAUAUCACUGCAGACAAAUGGGAAUUUGUGGAUCCCUAUCCAGUCAAUAAAUAUGGACAUGAAGGAACUGUACUCAGUAACAAGUUGUAUAUCACUGGGGGAAUUACUUCAUCUUCCACUUCUAAGCAAGUGUGUGUGUUUGACCCCAGUAAAGAAGGGACGGUAGAACAGCGAACGAGGAGAACUCAAGUGGUCACUAACUGUUGGGAGAACAAAUGCAAAAUGAAUUAUGCAAGAUGCUUUCACAAAAUGAUUUCCUAUAAUGGUAAGCUUUAUGUCUUUGGUGGUGUUUGUGUGAUCUUGAGGGCCUCCUUUGAGUCGCAAGGGUGUCCUUCUACAGAGGUUUACGACCCAGACACUGAUCAGUGGACUAUUUUGGCUUCUAUGCCAAUUGGAAGAAGUGGUCAUGGUGUAGCUGUUUUGGACAAACAGAUAAUGGUUCUUGGAGGCCUUUGUUACAAUGGUCAUUACAGUGAUUCAAUUCUCACCUUUGAUCCAGAGGAAAACAAAUGGAAAGAAGAUGAAUACCCAAGAAUGCCCUGCAAGCUGGAUGGUUUACAGGUUUGCAGCCUGCACUUUCCCGAAUAUGUACUGGAGCAUGUUAGACGUUGCAACUAA